AUGGAGUUACCACGAGACUCGACCCAAUAUCUAUUACCGCGCGAUAGCACCAGUCGGCCAUCGUCACCCUCGACUCUUACGGAACACGAAGACGAUCAAAUUUCAACAUCUGCCCAGGAUGCACCUCUGGAACACGGCCAACAUGAGUUCGCCGCAACAGCGACUGACAACCUACUGCGAAAGAAGACUGGCGAGAUGAGGAUUGAACCGCUCGAAAUACUACCCAGCCCGAGGGUCUCGACGGGCGAAAAGAUUCUCCCUAGCAUCAUCCUCGUCACCUUCAUCGCCAUUAGCGCUCUGUCCAUCGCAUUCUGGCUGGUAGACCAUGUCAGACGCAGGCUCGGUGGAGACUUUAUUGCUGCCAAGGUCAUGGGCGGCCGAUUCAGCUCGACCUGGGCAAAGCUAGUUGAUGCCGCUGCCUCUAUCAUCCUAGCACCAGCGCUUCUCGCCUUCGCAAAUUGGCACAUAUUCAGGCUCACUCGCUUGUGCGCCGUCGACGAACGUCCCCUGAACAACAGGGCCGUCAGCUUGAAGGCUCUCGCCGAGGUUGCCCAGACUAAUUGGGGAUCAUAUAGCCCCUUCAAGCAUUGCACCUUCAUCAAGUCGCGAGAUCCCCAGCUUAUUUGCUUGGCUUUGAUUACCGCCCUCUCCGCCCUGAGCUUCUCCCUUCUUUCCAACGUUGUGGCUUAUGAAGCUAAGGAUUUUGCAAUACUUGACGCCACGAAAGAACUUGAAUUUUUGGAUCAGACACCUGGGUGGCACUUGAUAGCGGAUGCCUAUGGAGGCAACCUGUACGAGAUGGUAACGCUUCCUAGUAUGACAGAUCAACAGGAGGAUGAACUCAAAGGGCAAGUGAGGAAGCUGCUAUGGGAGAUUGGGGAGAACCCACCACAGUCGUUCUCGCAAGGUGUGGAUUAUCUCAACAUAUCGCAGAGAGCACAAGGUCAGAUGCCAAAGGUGCGAAGAAUCCUCGAUGUUCCGACCGUUCGAGUUACAGCGUCUUGUACUCCAUCCACUAUCGACGAUGUCAAACUUAGCGUCAAGACUAUUGUUGGCACUGUAAGGGAGGUGACUAUAGAUCUAUCAACAAACUCAGCUACGAACAGCUCUAAGAUGGUUUCUAUGAAGGCGUUCAGCCACUCAGCAUUUAUCAAUGCUAACUGGGAAACUCCUUCUGCCUCGGAUAUCGUCUCAGAGGAAACAGUAUCACCUCUCGUAGCCUUCAAAAGCGGAGAAGGCUCCCGCGAGUUUUGGGUUGGAGGUUUUUGGGCCUCCCAGGGGCGAGACUCCGGCGCGACAUGCAGAACGAGGACAUACGGUGAUCUUGAGGUAUUUAACUUUGACAAAUCAACCUACCUAGCAAAAAAUACCGAAGACGACUCAGAUGAGAAGGAAGAAACACAGGCGUCUGGCGACUGGUCAUUCUGCGGCGUAUCCUGCGUCCUGAGAUCCCAGUUGGACGAGGCAGUCGUGGAUCCGAAGACCUGGUCGACCAAGAACGCGGACUUUAGCGGUGUUCCUGCACAGGAUCUUCACGGACCCCUCAUGCUCAAGGAUUUGCAGUAUCUAGGAAUCUUUGAUUCACUCGGGUUUAAUGGCCUAUCCGGGCUGGGACCAGUUUCUUUCAAAAUCUUGGUUGAAUCUGGCGCCAUGAAACCUGAGUCCUACUGGAGCCAGAUUGACUCGUUCGUCGAUACCACGGUCUGGUUCGAAGUUCAGGCGAGAGAAGCUGCAUUCAACUUGGUGCAAGAAAAACGAGACAAGGACCUUGUAUAUGCAGUCAGAACUGAAAAAGAUGGACAGCAACUUUACGCCAUUACGUUUGUACCGUGGAUCAUCCUUUCUGGUCUUUUCGCACUUGGCACUGCGAGCCUCCUAACCGUCGUACUAACUAUCGGUUCGUCACGACUUUCAUUCCGUAACGGAAGGAUACUUGAUCCGAUCAAGCUUACGAUGGAUGUUGGAGCAAUUGUUGACAACGACGUGUUUGAGCAGUUGACUGAGUGCAAUGGGGAGAAAAUAGAUGCUUGGGCGGAAAAGACAAAGCUGUGGUAUGAGGUUGUACCGCCAAAAGUGGUAGAUACGGAGACAGCCACUGGUGGCCAUGGUGUAUUAAGAUUACAGUUGGCGUAG
Ilyonectria robusta is the source of this 2133-nucleotide messenger RNA. RefSeq lists its product as uncharacterized. The transcript has a single exon. Bases 1 to 2133 code for a protein of 710 amino acids. The record is from RefSeq and is a predicted model, not a curated record. Lineage: Eukaryota; Fungi; Ascomycota; Sordariomycetes; Hypocreales; Nectriaceae.